UGGACUGAGGAAGAGACCACCCGCUUUAUUCAAUAUCUCGCCCUUCAUCGCACUGAAGGUGGAGAUGGUAUCAACUUCAAACAGGCAACCUUUGCUGCUGCAGGGGCUCAUUUGUUGGAGCCGCUGGAAGGCAUUCUGAAGGAGAACCACAUAGCUGGGAACAAAAGGGACUGGCAAUCUUGCAAGAACAAAUGGAUCAUGUGCAAGAAAAAACAUGCCGCCAUCGUUGAUAUCAAAUCGCAAUCAGGUUUUUCAUGGGAUGAGGAACUGGGCGCAAACAUUGGCCCAGCUGAUGCUGCGCGGUGGACUGCAUUCGCAAAUGCAUGUCCCAAUACAAGGCCCUUUUGCAACAAAGGCUGGAAACACUUUGACGACAUGAAUGAUCUUUUGCAUACACAGAUCACGCGCGGCACCAAC
Messenger RNA from Suillus paluster, 417 nucleotides. RefSeq lists its product as uncharacterized. The transcript is spliced from 2 exons. The annotation marks the transcript as partial. NCBI's taxonomy places the organism in Eukaryota, Fungi, Basidiomycota, Agaricomycetes, Boletales, Suillaceae. The record is from RefSeq and is a predicted model, not a curated record.